AUGUUGAAACGCGCGUACGUCUUCUCCUAUCCUUUCGUCAGGAAGCAUACCCCAUCCAGCGCGCAAGUCGUCAAUGUCUACACCACUUUUGAGGCCCCGGCAAGCGUUCCAGCAGACGAGACGUCGACACCGGAGGGCGAGGAGCCGACAGCGACUGAGGUCACGCCCAGCUCCACCUCUAGCUCUCCCCCAGCUGUAGCCACGGAGCAGGACGGGGUGUAUCAAGUGCCUUGGACUGCGAUUCGUGCGUACCGGACCGUUCCGCUCGCCCAAGAAGCUGCUCAUCAGGCUGUAAAGUUUCUGUCCCAUAGCCCCAGUGCGGUUGUGCAGAGUGAAGGGCCGAAGAAAAGCUGGUGGCAGCGAUGGCAGGACACGACGCCACGGCCAUUGCAGAACCCGAAAUGGGCGGCAAACAUGGCGUUGCGAGUCGCGCAUCGUGCCAAGUCCUCGUACUUGUCGCCGCCUGUCACAAACUCAACUGCAUCUGUGGCAAAGAAGAUCCCAGAGAAUUCGAAGCCUCAGUCAGAGAUCGUCAUCAACAUUCGGCCUUCAACUCCUGCCCAGCACAAGGUCCAAGUGUUCAAGCCACUUGCCCCUCCCGAUCGCGUCCAGCCCCCCCCUGCGGUUCCAGACUUCGUUGCUGUCCCGUCGGCUGCUCCGUUCAGGAGCCCUUGGGAUGCCAGGGCUUUCCAGAAGCAGGAAAGUUUGAUGAGGCUGAUGAAGAAGAAGUAUGUGAUGGAAGCUGUACCCCCUGGCUACAGGCUUGUGAUGCCGAAGGAAGCUGGAGAGAGUUACCUUCAGGUUCCUCAACAAGGAGCAGUCGUUGCGAUGCCUCAAGAGGGAAGGGAGAGCUUCAUCGAGAUCCCUCAGGGGAGCCCAGGAAUCAUCGAGGAAGCCCCUGCACAAGGAGCAACUUUCAUGCAGAGCCCUCGAAACACUUUCGCAAAUUUUCAGCCCUUCCCUCAACAAGGGACCUUCCUACAGAUCCCAGCAGAUCGACUGGUGCAAGAAAGGUCCUGGGAAGCUCUACAGGACCAGGAUGCUUCUAGGCGUGCUGGGUUCUACGGGGAGCGACGAGGCGUGUGGAAGAGUAUCGUGCCAGGGGUCAGGCCCAUUUGGAGCACAGAGAGGAGGAUGGAAGGAGCGGGAGGUUUUGUACGUGGUGCAUCACAGGCGGCGGUGCUGGCCGACCUUCUGAAUCGAGCAGUAGGUAGAUGA
This is a messenger RNA of Guillardia theta CCMP2712, 1218 nucleotides long. RefSeq lists its product as hypothetical. The record is from RefSeq and is a predicted model, not a curated record. The coding region runs from base 1 to 1218 and encodes 405 amino acids. The transcript has 5 exons. NCBI's taxonomy places the organism in Eukaryota, Cryptophyceae, Pyrenomonadales, Geminigeraceae.